GCCUUCGUGAUGGCGGCGGCGCGGCCUAGAGGGGCCCACACGGCAGCGGAGGAUGGCGCCGCCCUGGUUGCGGCGGCCGUCCGCGCAGCCGUGGAGGCCAGGGUGCCGCGGCGCACGGUUUCGGCGGUGGCGGAUGCGGUGGCAGCGGUCGUGCUGUGGUUGCGUGCGCGAGCCGCGCCGCCCACGCCGCUGCCCGCUGCUGGGGCCAGAGGUGCUGACGCGGGCCGCUGCGGCGGCGCGGGCGUCGGCGGGGCAUUGAAGCGGCAGGCUGCCAGAGGGGCAAAGGACGCGGGCCGCGGGCCCUCCGCCCAGCAGGCCGCGGGCGCGGCCGACGGCGGCGUCGGAGGCCUGCCGCUGGAGAGGGUCGCCGCUGGAGGCGCCCUCGGCAGCGACCGCGACGACUACGACUUCGACGAGGUGAUGGACAACUCGUUCGCCGACGCCCUGGUGGGCGGCGCGGUGGAGCCUGCUGCUGCUGCUGCCCCUCGGGCGCCUGCAGCUGGCGGAGCUGCGCCGCGCGGCGGCGGCGGCGAGGCCCGCCUUCGCCAGCGCGCGCUGGCGGCGGGCCUCGACGGGUCCGUCGAGAUGCUCGGCUUCUGCUCGCAGGCCCAGAUGAAGGACGCGCUGCGGAGGAAGGGCAUCGGUUUGCCCCGCAGGCGCGGGCCUGCCGCCCUGCGCCGCCUCCUCCUGCUGGACACGAUGCAGAAGGAGCUGCAG
Messenger RNA from Prorocentrum cordatum, 717 nucleotides. The record is from the annotation of a GenBank genome assembly. NCBI's taxonomy places the organism in Eukaryota, Dinophyceae, Prorocentrales, Prorocentraceae.